CAGGCAUAUCUAACCAGAGCACAGAAAACCAACACAAAAAGGAUACAUUGAGCAACAUACAAUAUAAUGGCAGCUCAGGCUUCAUCCAUUAUAGUCCCCACCGACGCCGAGCUGCUGCAGGCACAGGCUGAUCUAUGGCAAAACAGCCUGUGCUACCUCAAAUCCAUGGCGCUCAAGUGCGCAGCUGAGCUCGGCAUACCCACUGCCAUCUACCGCCUCGGCGGUGCUGCCUCGCUUGCCGACCUGAUCGCCGCACUGUCACUCCCACAGGCUAAGCUGCCGUUCCUUGGUCGUCUCAUGAGGCUGCUGGCCUCGUCGGGCGCCUUCGCCGUGGUUGGGUCUACUGAUGAGGCUGUCUACUCGCUCACACCACUGUCAUACCUCCUGGUGGAUGGCAUCGCUGGCGAUAGUAACCACAUGGACCAUGCACCUUUCCUGCUGACAGUGACUUCGACGCACUACAUUGACUUGGCAAUGGACCUAGCUGAUUGGUUCAAGAAGGAAGACAAGACACCCCCUUUCGAUCACAAGCACGGAGCAUCGCUGUUCGAGGACAGCAUGGAGCGCACGGAUCCCGGGUUCCACAAGAUGUCAAAGCUGGGUUUACUGGUCCACGACAACUUUGGAACCAACAUUGGCGUGCGGGACUACCAGUUCGUUUUCCAGGGUGUAAAGUCAGUGACUGACUGCUGUUACCAUGGGGAUGGCACCACAGGGAAGGCCAUCGCCAUGGCCUUCCCACAGAUCAAGGUCACUGUGCUAGAUCUUCCACAGGAGAUUCGCAAGAUACCGGCUGAUGGUGUUGUCAAUUAUGUUGGAGGUGACAUGUUCAAGUCCAUCCCACCUGCUCAAAUGGUGACACUUAAGAUGGUGCUGCACCACUGGAGUGAUGAGGACUGCGUGAAGAUCCUUGCCAAUUGCAAGAAGGCAAUACCUUCAAAGGAAGAUGGAGGGAAAGUUGUCAUCGCUGAUAUUAUUCUUGACCCUGCCUCAGGACCAGUAAUGUUUGAAACUCACCUCCUAAUGGACGUCUGCAUGAUGCUGAUGAAAGGAGGCCGGCAGCGGGACUUGAAUGACUGGCGUGACCUCAUCCUGAAAGCAGGGUUCAGUGACUAUAAGCUGCUCAAGAACUUUGGAGCUCGUGGUGUCCUGGAGAUCUAUCCCUAAGACCUACAUUAUCCUCGACGAUCGGCGCAUCUUUAUAUUGUGGUUUGGCGCGAAGAAACCUACAUAUAGUACUAAAAUAAAGGGAGUGUGUCAUAGUUUUCUGAAUGAUCGUUUCAUGGAACACUGACUAGCAGCUUAGCUGUGACAAGCUUGGUUGCUCCAUGAUCUGUUUAACUUUCAUUUGGAGAAGUAUCUUGGCACAUCAUGAGAUGCUACGUGCAUCAUGUUAAUACAUACCCACCGUCCAGGAGUGUUGGAAAAUGUGUGUACUAUCUUGUAAUUGGUCUUGUAUAUCGGAAAGCAGGAGCAACUAUUUUACCGAUACCAGAUACAUAUCAAUAAAAAAAAACAGGAGAGACUCUGAA
Sorghum bicolor (sorghum) is the source of this 1532-nucleotide messenger RNA. Its product is annotated as probable O-methyltransferase 2. Lineage: Eukaryota; Viridiplantae; Streptophyta; Magnoliopsida; Poales; Poaceae. The coding region runs from base 67 to 1167 and encodes 366 amino acids. The record is from RefSeq and is a predicted model, not a curated record. The transcript is spliced from 2 exons. Gene Ontology annotation, biological process: methylation. Gene Ontology annotation, molecular function: O-methyltransferase activity; S-adenosylmethionine-dependent methyltransferase activity; protein dimerization activity.